Molecule: messenger RNA, 1545 nt
Organism: Puccinia triticina
Lineage: Eukaryota; Fungi; Basidiomycota; Pucciniomycetes; Pucciniales; Pucciniaceae
Exons: 11
Coding region: 1-1545 (514 amino acids)
Biological process (GO): proton transmembrane transport; ATP metabolic process
Cellular component (GO): proton-transporting V-type ATPase, V1 domain
Molecular function (GO): proton-transporting ATPase activity, rotational mechanism; ATP binding
Source: RefSeq, a predicted model, not a curated record
AUGGCAAAUGAUCCAAGAAUCUCACAGACCGAGGCAUUCAAAAUCAACCAAGCCGCGGUCACGAGGAACUUCAAGCCAAGGAUCGAUUAUCGGACUGUCUCAGCAGUCAACGGACCUUUGGUUGUCCUGGACAACGUCCACUUCCCAUCAUACAAUGAAAUCGUCAACCUGACCCUACCCGAUGGGACUCAAAGAGGUGGGCAGGUACUCGAAGUGAGUGGAAAGAAAGCGAUCGUCCAAGUCUUUGAGGGGACUUCUGGUAUCGAUGUCCGAGCCACCCACGUUGAGUUCAGUGGCUCGAGUAUGAAAUUGCCUGUUAGCGAAGACAUGCUCGGAAGAAUCUUUAACGGAUCUGGCCAGCCUAUCGACAAAGGUCCCAAAGUUUUUGCCGAAGAUUAUUUGGAUAUCAAUGGAUCGCCCAUCAAUCCAUACUCUCGAAUCUAUCCCGAAGAAAUGAUCCAGACCGGAAUUUCCACGAUUGAUGCAAUGAAUUCAAUCGCGCGAGGACAAAAGAUCCCGAUCUUCUCGGCCGCUGGUUUACCCCACAAUGAAAUUGCUGCACAAAUUUGUCGACAGGCCGGCUUAGUCAAGAAAGGGGGUGUUUCCCCCGGACAAGGCAAGCCGACUAAAUCUGUUCAUGAUGAUCAUGAAGACAACUUUUCGAUCGUCUUCGCUGCGAUGGGUGUCAACAUGGAAACUGCGAGAUUUUUCAGACAGGACUUUGAAGAGAAUGGUUCACUUGAUCGAGUCACCUUGUUUCUUAACUUGGCGAAUGAUCCCACGAUCGAGCGAAUUAUUACCCCUCGACUGGCUCUUACUACGGCUGAAUACUUCGCCUACCAAGUAGAAAAACACGUGCUGGUCAUCUUGACUGAUAUGUCGUCAUACGCCGAUGCUCUCCGAGAAGUAUCUGCGGCUCGAGAAGAAGUACCAGGAAGAAGAGGUUAUCCUGGUUACAUGUACACUGAUCUGUCCACGAUCUACGAGCGAGCAGGGCGUGUGGAGGGUCGCAAUGGAAGUAUCACACAGAUCCCUAUCCUGACGAUGCCCAACGAUGAUAUUACCCAUCCUAUUCCUGAUUUGACCGGCUAUAUCACUGAAGGUCAAAUCUUUGUUGAUCGACUGCUUUACAACAAGCAAAUCUAUCCUCCGAUCAAUGUCCUGCCCUCCUUAUCUCGAUUGAUGAAAUCUGCUGUUGGAGAGGGUUUGACUCGCAAAGAUCACUCGGAUGUUUCCAACCAACUGUACGCGAAAUACGCGAUUGGGAAAGAUGCCGCCGCUAUGAAGGCUGUUGUUGGUGAAGAAGCCCUGUCAUCGGAAGAAAAACUUGCGCUCGAGUUCUUGGAUAAAUUUGAAAGCACAUUUGUAACCCAGGGAAACAACGAGAACAGGACGAUUUUCGACUCCUUAGAUCUCGCAUGGUCAUUACUGCGGAUCUUUCCUCGAGAGCAACUCAACCGAAUCCCCAAAAAGAUCCUCGAUGAAUGGUACUCUCGUCGACCGGCAAACAACACCAACCAAAAAAAUAACGACCCAAAACCCUAA